Hibiscus syriacus is the source of this 687-nucleotide messenger RNA. RefSeq lists its product as uncharacterized. Gene Ontology annotation, molecular function: nucleic acid binding; zinc ion binding. The record is from RefSeq and is a predicted model, not a curated record. Bases 1 to 687 code for a protein of 228 amino acids. The transcript has 2 exons. Lineage: Eukaryota; Viridiplantae; Streptophyta; Magnoliopsida; Malvales; Malvaceae.
AUGAAGAAAGGUGAGGAUUCUAUGCGAGUUUACCUUACUCGAAUUAAGGAAAUUUGUGAUUCGCUUGCAUCUUGUGGAAGUCUGGUGUCUCAAGUUGAACAUGUCGUGAGCAUUCUUAAAGGUCUUCCGCGAGAAUACCAGCCGUUCAUGGCUAUAAUUACCAUUACACGAGAAACUCUAUCUUUGGAUCAGAUUUGCUCGAUGCUUGUUGAUGCAGAAACGCAGAUUGCUGGUUUUGAUGCCCAGCCUGAGGAUCUUCCGAUGAGUGCUCAUAUUGCUCAAGGAAGAGUAGCGGCUGGCUCGUCUGAGGCACCGCGUGCUGGUCGUUCCAAUAGGCGUGGUCGAGGUCGUACAAGAAUUCAAUGCCCGUUAUGUGGUAGAAAUGGUCAUUUUGUCGAUCGGUGUUGGUAUCGCUUCGAUCGAGACUUCCCUGGAGUCAAUGCCAAUUCUAGUUCAACACGAGCUACAAAUGCUUUCAAUAUGCUAAUUGUGCAACACUCGACUCAUCAGGAUGCUCGUGUUGCAAUACUAAGCAGCAGCCCUCUUCGAGGUACAAGCAACAACUGGUCUCUCUACGCGAGGGUACAAGCAACAACUGGUCUCUCCACGCGCUCUAAUGAGUCUUCACAUGCACAUGUUGAUGGUGCUGACUCCAGCAUUCCGAGUGAAGGUGACCCUACUCCUUAA